Messenger RNA from Cynoglossus semilaevis (tongue sole), 1151 nucleotides. RefSeq names its product gamma-glutamylaminecyclotransferase B. Gene Ontology annotation, molecular function: gamma-glutamylaminecyclotransferase activity. The record is from RefSeq and is a predicted model, not a curated record. Gene Ontology annotation, cellular component: cytosol. NCBI's taxonomy places the organism in Eukaryota, Metazoa, Chordata, Actinopteri, Pleuronectiformes, Cynoglossidae. The transcript is spliced from 2 exons. Bases 178 to 648 code for a protein of 156 amino acids.
UCAAAUAUUAAGUGGCGGCCAUGUUGCUUGUCUGUUAUUCAAUUGGGAGAGAGAAAAAAAUAUACGCUUUUGAAAACAGCAGAGGGCAGGCAACAGCAAUGUUCUAGUGAAGCGGCUCUUCCGGAUAAAGGCAGGCGACUAGAAGUGAACUCGGGUGUGUCUUUUCUUCGUCUCAACAUGGGUCACAUCUUCGUCUACGGCACCUUGAAGAAAAGUCAGCCAAAUUACUUCCGUAUGCUGGACAGGAACAAUGGUAAGGCUGAGUUUCUUGCCUCAGCUCUCACCACUGAGAAAUACCCUCUGGUGAUCGCCAGUAAAUACAACGUCCCUUUUCUCCUCAACAUCCCCGGCCAGGGUCACAGAAUCCAUGGGGAAAUCUACAAGGUGGAUGAGAAGAUGCUGAAAUUCCUUGACGCCUUUGAAAAAGUCCCCAGCAUCUACCAGCGUACUCUGGUCAACCUGCAGGUUAAGGAGUGUGUGGGGCAGAACGAGGGAGGACAAGCACUAUCACCGGGCAGCAUCACAGAGGCGUUUGUGUACAGUACCACCACAUAUGAGUCCAACUGGCCAUCACUUCCAAGUUAUGAGAGCUACGACUCCUAUGGCGACCAUGGGCUGCAAUAUGUAACCAGAGAAGGACGAGAUUAAGUUAUUCCAUUAGCAGAUUAUAAAGAAGUUGUUCAAGACCAGUUUAAAGAAUCAAGUGACCUCUAUAUUUUUUUUUUUUUUUUUUGUGACAGACCUUUACCUUAUCUCUCAGGAAACCAAAAACACAACACACUUUUGUUUCUCAAACCCUUGUUUUUCUUUAAGUUUCUGAAACUGUAAUUACGACUUGCACCAUGUUUGGUAAUAAGUACUCAGUAUAGCUGUGGAAUACACUAAAAGGUUUGAAUUAAGUUUAUGUGCUUGACUGGCCUGCCUGUCCUUGUCCAUUAUAUGCUUUUUUUCUUCUUUAAAUAAAUUGUUCUGGUUAAAGUUCACCUGGGGGCGUUCAAAAAACAAAAAGUCUCGGAGGAACGUUUUGAAUCUUAGUGAGAGAGUAAAUAAACACAGUCUUAUCUAGUUUUUAUUUCAUGAAUUAAGAUUUAAAAGAGAAAAAAAAGUGUCUUUUGGCAGUGAACCAUUAAAAUCUCUGUUGGCACCAGAAA